Mus musculus (house mouse) is the source of this 3584-nucleotide messenger RNA. It is a transcript of the gene Zbtb35, whose product is annotated as zinc finger protein 131. Lineage: Eukaryota; Metazoa; Chordata; Mammalia; Rodentia; Muridae. Gene Ontology annotation, cellular component: nucleoplasm; intermediate filament cytoskeleton; nucleus. The transcript is spliced from 7 exons. The coding region runs from base 859 to 2418 and encodes 519 amino acids. The record is from RefSeq and is a predicted model, not a curated record.
GGGUAGAGGAGGGAGAGGCGCCGGAGGGAGAGGCGACCCGGGGAGUCGUUGUGGGCCGCGGGCCGGACCGGGGCCGGGGCCGCCGCAGCCUGGGCCGGGCGGAAGGCUCGGCGGGCCGUUGGGAGGCCGCCGAGGCUGUUCGGGGUCCUCCCCGGCCGGACUUGCGCUCCCGGGCGUCCCUGAGCCUCCCGGCACUGUGCCCACCCCGCUCCAGCUCGCGUCUCCAGGCUCCGAUUAGGUCAGGCUCGGAGUUCCGCGGCCGCGGCUCCGGCCCGCGACGCGCGGCGGCCGCUCGGCUGGCUCGCCUUUCUUCUUCCCCAGCCUUGCUCUCGGCCUCCCCCUCCCCCUUCUCUCCCCCUCCACCCGGCACCUGGGUUUUGGUUUGGUUUCUUGUUGUAGGGGUUUUGUGUCAGCCCGAGCUCAUGGGUGUACAUUAUCAUGCUCCUCUUUUGUAGAGCACCCCGACGGCCAUGGAGGCUGAAGAGACGAUGGAAUGCCUUCAGGAGUUUCCUGAACAUCAUAAAAUGAUCUUGGACCGAUUGAAUGAACAACGGGAGCAGGACCGGUUUACGGACAUCACCCUGAUUGUCGACGGACACCAUUUUAAGGCCCACAAGGCUGUUUUGGCUGCCUGCAGUAAGUUCUUCUACAAAUUCUUCCAGGAGUUUACUCAAGAGCCUUUGGUUGAAAUUGAAGGUGUUAGUAAAAUGGCUUUUCGCCACUUAAUUGAGUUCACAUACACAGCAAAACUAAUGAUACAAGGGGAAGAAGAAGCCAAUGAUGUGUGGAAAGCAGCAGAGUUUCUACAAAUGCUGGAAGCUAUUAAAGCACUUGAAGUCAGGAAGCAGCUGAGAAGAGAUGAUCCCUUUGUGGGGACAGCUGAACUUGAUGACCAACCUGCCUUACUCAGAUUUUUGGACAAGGAGGAGGAACAAAGAAAACUCAGCUCCAUUAGAGGAAAACACUACAGGAAAAAAUGAGGCAAAAAAAAGAAAGAUUGCAGAAACUUCAAAUGUUAUCACUGAAUCAUUACCAUCUGCAGAAUCAGAACCUGUGGAAAUUGAGGUGGAGAUUGCUGAGGGCACAAUUGAAGUAGAAGAUGAAGGCAUCGAAGCUUUGGAGGAAAUGGCUUCUGCCAAGCAGUCUAUAAAGUACAUACAGAGCACAGGCUCCUCCGAUGAUUCCGCUCUGGCGUUGUUGGCAGAUAUCACCAGCAAGUACCGUCAAGGUGAAAGCAAAGGACAGAUUAGCGAAGAUGACUGUGCAUCUGACCCCAUAAGCAAACAGGUAGAAGGUAUUGAAAUUGUGGAACUUCAGCUGUCACAUGUGAAGGACUUGUUCCAUUGUGAGAAAUGUAACCGUUCAUUUAAAUUGUUUUACCAUUUUAAGGAACACAUGAAAUCACACUCCACUGAGAGUUUCAAGUGUGAAAUAUGCAAUAAAAGGUAUCUUCGAGAGAGUGCGUGGAAACAGCACCUUAACUGUUACCACCUUGAAGAAGGUGGAGUAAGUAAGAAGCAAAGAACUGGGAAAAAAAUUCACAUAUGCCAGUACUGUGACAAACAGUUUGACCACUUUGGACACUUUAAAGAACACCUUCGAAAACAUACAGGUGAAAAACCUUUUGAAUGUUCAAAUUGUCACGAGCGGUUUGCUAGAAAUAGCACUCUCAAAUGUCACCUCACUGCAUGCCAAACUGGAGUAGGAGCAAAAAAGGGCAGGAAGAAGCUUUAUGAAUGCCAGGUCUGUAACAGUGUAUUUAACAGCUGGGACCAGUUCAAAGAUCACUUGGUAAUACACACUGGAGAUAAACCCAACCAUUGUACUCUGUGUGACUUGUGGUUUAUGCAAGGAAAUGAAUUACGGAGGCAUCUUAGUGAUGCUCACAAUAUUUCAGAGCGUAUAGUAACUGAAGAAGUCCUUUCAGUAGAAACACAUUUACAAACCGAGCCAGUGACAUCAAUGACUAUUAUAGAGCAAGUUGGGAAAGUGCAUGUGUUGCCACUGCUUCAGGUCCAAGUGGAUUCCGCACAAGUAACUGUGGAACAAGUUCAUCCAGAUCUGCUCCAGGACAGCCAAGUGCAUGAUUCACAAAUGACCGGGCUUCCAGAGCAGGUCCAAGUGAGUUAUCUGGAAGUGGGCCGAAUUCAGACUGAAGAAGGCACUGAAGUACAUGUUGAAGAGCUUCACGUUGAACGGGUAAAUCAGAUGCCAGUUGAAGUACAGACUGAGCUUCUAGAAGCUGACUUGGAUCACAUGACCCCUGAAAUCAUGAGCCAAGAGGAGAGAGAGCCUAACCAUGCAGAUGCUGCCAUGGAAGAACACGAAGAUGCUGAGGGGUUAGAGACCAAACCAAGCGAGUAUUCCCAAGCUAGAAAAACAGAGAAUGACAGGACAUCUCUGCCGGUUUUAGAAUGAAAUAACAGUUAUAUUUUUAAAUUUACAUUUGUGGUAAACUGAUGGGCAGUGUGACCUUAAGCUAUCAAAUAAGUGGACCAAAGUUAAACUAUUUCUGUUGUGCUGAACUGUUUCUAUGGAAACAGGCUGAUGUCCUUCCAGUUAAUGCCACAGAGUGGGAAUAUUCCUCAUAAUGAGUGGAAGCUUUGAGAAGUAUAUUUCUGUUAACUUAAAUGAAUUAUAUUCUUAUUAUAUAGUUGGGUACGAAUGCAUCUAUUUUCAUUGUGGUAAGGGUCUCUGUAUCCUCUUCCCCAGGUCAUGUCUUUCCUUAAAUUCUUUGCAUAUUAUAAAAUCAUACUUAAAACCAUUAGAAUACGUACAUUUGUAUUCUAAUGCAUGUUAAAAAGUUGAGUAUGUAGGCAACACAAGGCUGCAUGAGGGAAGUGCAUUGUUACGUGCAGUUAAUAGUUGGGGGCUGGCUUUAUUUUGAACAACAUUCUUGUCUAUCCAGUGGCUACAAAUGUUGUCCCCACAACAGAAACGGUGGUGGCAGAAUUUCUAGAAUGUUAAAAAACAAAAACAAAACAAAAAAAAAAAAACCACCCUGUGCCUUUUCAAAGCCAACAAAACUUCAGAAAAACACCUCUGGUUCUUUCAAAGUUUGUGUUUUAAAGUGCUCUGGUACUUGGUAUUUUUUGCUAAAAUGACAACUACCAAUUCUUUUUCCUUUAAGUUACAUUGAAAUUUUUUCAUUUAACGGCAGCUGAAGGGCCAUUUUCAAUUGGAAAAGUUCACUUCCAUCUGUGGUAAACUUUAUUUUGAUGAGAAGUUGCACUAGUAUUUUACCACCAGAUGGAAAAAAUAUUAGGUGAGCAUCAUUUUUAAAUUAAUGUAUUUAAAAUAAAGUACAGAGGAUAUGUACAUGUAUAUAAUAUAUCAGGCUUUUGUUUUGAGUGGAAUCUUUUCCCCCCAAUUCUUAAUGUAAAGAUUUUGUGCUAUAACUUUUAAAGCCAUACAAAUAAGAGUGCUAAACUGUGGACUUAAAAGUAGUUGUGUAAAUAUUUUUAAUCAGUAUUACUUGGAAAAUAAAAAUAACAACCACGUAAAAUCAAUAUUGCUAUUUUCUUUACCUGUUAAAUACUGGGAGAUAAUUUACGUUUUAAAGUAAACUUUAAAAUUAUGUGUUA